AUGCAAGAUAGGUUUAGGGGUAGAAAGUCCUUUCCCACACAAAAUGUGCUAGCAGCCGUUGAUUUUGACCUAAGAUUUACAUAUGUUCUUGCUGGAUGGGAGGGAUCGGCUCAUGAUUCUUAUGUGCUCCAAGAUGCCCUAUCACGUCCCAAUGGCCUUAAAAUACCAGAAGGUAAAUAUUUCCUAGCGGAUGCGGGAUAUGCUGCAAGACCCGGUAUACUACCCCCAUAUCGUGGUGUCCGAUAUCACCUAAAGGAAUAUAGGGGAAGUAGAGAGCCUGAGAACCCAAGGGAGUUAUUCAACCAUCGCCAUUCCUCACUUAGAACAACCGUCGAAAGAGCAUUUGGUACCUUGAAGAAUCGAUUUAAAAUAUUUGCAAGUCAGCCAUUCUUCCCUCUAAAAACACAAGUAAAAAUUGUGUUUGCUUGUUGUGCGCUCCAUAACUGGAUCCUAGAUGCUGGUCCUGAUGAGUAUGUCUAUGAUGAUGCUACUUGGUUCCAUUCAGUCUGUUUGAAACUAGAGUUCUGCCUUGUUUCUAUGUAUCAAACAUGA
Triticum dicoccoides is the source of this 552-nucleotide messenger RNA. RefSeq names its product protein ALP1-like. The record is from RefSeq and is a predicted model, not a curated record. Lineage: Eukaryota; Viridiplantae; Streptophyta; Magnoliopsida; Poales; Poaceae. The transcript is spliced from 3 exons. Bases 1 to 552 code for a protein of 183 amino acids.